GGAGGGGUGCCUGGGGCUUUUGAGGCGCAUCUGCGCGUUCAUGGCUCCGGGGGUCACACCGUCUCCAGACAGCUGUGCAUGAGGACUGCAGCUGCUGCUCUCCAACCACAAGACUGAAUGGGACGGGGCAGAAAAAGUGUAUGACUUCAUUAAAUUGAAGGUGUUGUUUUAAAAGGCUGUAGCUUGUUCAGAAGCGUCCACUGGGCAUGCUCAAUGGAAGAGGCAGCAGGGCUCGGUGUGAAUAACAGGCAGUGAGUUGGGGCGUUUUUUGGAGGAGGCAUUGUCGCCCUCUCAUCUUUGAUUUUCUUUAUUUGAUCUCGAAGGAGCACUGAUGUGAACGUUUUCUCUCAAACAGAAUGCGGGGUAUUUGUUUGUUGCUAAGGCGUGAGUGACAGGAGGCAGAGUCUCCGAGGUGUCUGCUGAGACAAAGACCUGCUGGUUUCAGCGGUGGCGUCAGAACGCAGAGAGGGAGCGAGAUGAGCCGGUGAAGGAGGUGGGUCUGUAGGCAGCAGCAGCAGCAUCAGGACCAGGCGCUGUCCGCUCAGCACCACCGCAGUCACCUUGCUGUGAAAGUCAGAAACCCUGCAUCUGAUCAAAACACCUCCACCUGCUGAAUCCGACGAGCCUGGAAGAAAGCUGUUGUUUUAUCCCGGCGAUGUGACGUCUAUUUCUAAUGUGAUCCCAUUGGCUGCUAUCGGCUUGGAUUUCGACCCUUACACGAAAAGUCUCAUUUUAUUUUUUUAUUAUUAUUAUUUUUAAAUAACCAAUUUCAGAUAAUCCAGGUGCGUGCAGGUGCAGGGCUUUUAAGAAGGGAAUGUAGCGCGGUGCGUGUCAAACAGCACCCCACGUCUCCAACUUACACCAACAGGCUGCUUCGUGCGUAAAAUUAUUCCCGCGAGUCUGAUCGGGCGCGCCUAAAGGCUGACCUUUCGCGAUGAUGAGGGGAACUUAUUGGAGAAAUGCCUAAGGGACGCGAUGGGCCUGAGCGACGACAAGGAUCGCAUUGUGAUCAACGUGGGAGGGAUCAGACACCAGACGUACCGCAGCACCCUGCGCACCCUGCCCGGCACGAGGCUCUCCUGGCUGGCCGAGCCUGACGCGCCCAACCACUUUGACUAUGACGAAAAGAUCGAGGAGUUCUUCUUCGACCGCCACCCGGGCGUUUUCGCGCACAUCCUCAACUACUACCGGACAGGUAAGCUCCACUGCCCGGCCGACGUCUGCGGGCCGCUCUAUGAGGAGGAGCUGGCCUUCUGGGGCAUCGAUGAGACCGACGUGGAGCCGUGCUGCUGGAUGACCUACCGCCAGCACCGGGAGGCGGAGGAGGCCCUUGAUAGCUUCGGCGGCGGGGGUCUGUUAGACCUGGGGAGCGAGGACCCGGAGCCUGAGCCGGAUCACGAGGAUGAUGAUGAGAUGACAAGGAGGCUGGCUCAGGGGGACACGCAUGACACCAGGACUGGCAGCCUGUGGAGCCGGUGGCAGAAACGGGUGUGGGCCCUGUUCGAGGACCCCUACUCUUCGAAAUAUGCAAGGUGGAUAGCUCUGGCCUCAUUGUUCUUCAUUCUGGUGUCCAUCACCACCUUCUGCUUGGAGACCCAUGAAGCCUUCAACCCGAUCAUGAACCGCACCGAGGAGGAGCUGGUGGGCAAUGAAACGGUGGUGAGCACCUACCAGGAGACCGAGACGGCCAUCUACCUCACCUACAUCGAAGGCGUUUGUGUGGUGUGGUUCACGUUUGAGUUUCUAAUGCGAAUAACUUUCUGCCCGAAUAAAUUUGACUUCAUCCGAAACGCGCUGAACAUCAUCGACUUUGUGGCCAUCCUGCCCUUCUACCUGGAGGUGGGCCUCAGCGGUCUCUCCUCCAAGGCGGCUAAAGACGUGCUGGGGUUCCUGAGAGUGGUCCGCUUCGUGCGGAUCCUGCGUAUCUUUAAGCUGACCCGUCACUUCGUAGGGCUGCGUGUGCUGGGCCACACUCUGAGGGCCAGCACCAACGAGUUCCUGCUCCUCAUCAUCUUCCUCGCUCUAGGUGUCCUCAUUUUUGCUACUAUGAUCUACUACGCCGAACGCAUCGGAGCCAAUCCCAACGACCCGAGAGCCAGCGAGCACACGCAGUUCAAGAACAUCCCAAUUGGAUUCUGGUGGGCCGUGGUGACCAUGACGACCCUUGGCUACGGAGACAUGUACCCGCAGACGACCUUUGGUAUGCUAGUCGGAGCCCUGUGUGCCCUGGCAGGCGUCCUGACCAUUGCCAUGCCCGUCCCUGUGAUUGUCAACAACUUUGGAAUGUAUUACUCUUUGGCCAUGGCGAAACAGAAACUACCAAAGAAAAAAAACAGGCACAUCCCUCGGGCGCCCCAACCAGGUUCUCCUAACUACUGUAAGUCCAGCAUCAGCUCCCAGCAUCCAAGCCCCAUACCCCAUGACGAUGUCUUUGAGAUCAAAUUCCAAGACUCCAAACUGAAUGGUGAGGCAGCAAACGCAGCUCUGGCCAACGAAGAUUGCCCACAUAUAGACCAGGCCAUAUCUCCAGAGGAAAUCUUCAGCCCCAGUGAGAGAGAGCGGCCCUGCUUCUUGGUCACCACCGCCGAACGUCCCAACCACACAGGGGGCAGAGUGAAGAGGGAGACCCAACGACAGCACCGGAGCAGACAACCAACAGAAUCAGUUUGUGUCAUGAACCAUGGUGUACCAACCACUAUGUGUAUGACCCAUAAUGGCCCAUCACCCACUUGAUAGUGCAGUAGCAUUUUUGUUUGUUUGUGCGUGUAAAACUUAGUAUUUUUGAAAUGGGUGUGACAGUGACAACCUGUACAUCACAAACUCAGCAUAGAUGUAGCACUGAGGAAGUUUUGUUGUCAAGCCUUAUGUAGAUCAGUAUUUGUGACUGGUUACUGUGUUGUAAUUUGUGUGCCUAUUUUUAUUUAUUUGUUAUGUGUGUGUGCCAGUGCUGUAAAUACGCCUUUUUUAUGUGUGUGCUGAAGUUGUGUGUACCAAUGUUUUUGAGAGAUCAUCAAAUAUUUGUGUGCUUCUUGUGCUGAAAAAAAAAAAAUGUUGCUCCGAUUUUAGUCACACCCCUUUUAGUGUAAACAAACAAAAAAAAAAUAGAAGUAUCACUUGUCUCGUCAGCCAGACCUAACAGAUGACAACAAAUGGUUAACUUUGCACUGUCACGGUCACAGUUUUGUAGUUUUGCGCUGUUUUGCACCAGUGAACUUUUAACAUUCCUUUGGUAUGUUUUCUUAGGCAUCCUAGAGAUAAUAUCCACAAAAGGUUGCACUAAGACAAAUAGGGUAAUUUUUCAAUGAAGCACCACUCUUACCUUGUUAUGAGGGUUUAAAAGGGAUAGUUCAGACCUUUUGAGGAAGAGUUCUGUGUUAAAUAAUUUAUGUUUUACUUAUAGGUACUAUAUUUAUGCACGUGUAAUGUGAAAAAUGUAGCCCCAAUAAACAUCCAUAGUUAGAGGUUUGUGUUAUACAAAAGAAUAAUUUUGACCCAUUUUCUGCUAAUGUAUUUUGACAAUAAAUUUCUAUAUUUUCUUCUAAUUGGAAAAUUGCGUUGUGGGGGAUAAAUCAUCAGAAUUUCUCCCACUGUAGAAUAAGUCAUGCAUAGCUGAGGCUCUUUUUGUUGGAUGAGGAGUCAGAGGAGGAAAAACUUGUAUUUUUCUUAUUCUUCCAGGCCGACACUAAAUAAGAACUUGUUCUUAGUGUCUUGCCUGGUAAAAUAUAGGUUACAUGAAAUUAAAAAAAAAAUAACUAAAUUGUUAACUGUGGAGAUGGAAAGGUGUGGACAUCAGUUCCACAAUCGAAUAUUUGAGGACCAGAUGAGCUGCUCCUCGAAACAGAGCAUAAAAAAUCCUAUGUAUGAAAUUAGUGGUUAUAAACAUGAGGAUUCGAUUUUUUCAUGCUUUUUAAGCUAAAAAAAAAUAGGGGAUGUUGCAUUAGACUGGAAUCGCAUAAAUAAAAAAUUAUUUGAAGAAAUAGAUUUUAAUUCUGACCAAACUGUCACGCUAAAAGCUAGUCUGAGUGUGGCCAAGACCAAAACAGAUUGCUGCCAAGCUAAAACUCCAGUCUCAAAGACUUUAACGCUACUUUAGAAACUUUUACAUUGAUGUCUACUUCCCAUUCCAGCAGAAAUAUUAAAUUUUCUGCAUCAGAAGCUCUACAGCAUCAAUAGCUUCUGUUGCUGCUGUCUGCUUACUUGCAAAUAACCUUGUAAUACAAAAACUGGUAGCAGUGUAAAUAUUUAUAAAACUGCAUAUACAUAAACCCCUAUAAAGUCUUUGAGUUGAGAUUUUUCUUUUAAGACACAAGCCGUCCACUUUGUUUGUGGUCCCACUUGAACUAGACAACAGCUUGUCAGUGCAGUCAAAAUUAAAUUUUUUCCAAACUGUUUUUUUUUCUCCAGAAGCUACAUUUCAGGGAGCAAAGUAUUUGGCCACACCAGACCGUCUUUGUUUUGAAAUAGAAACAUUUUAUUAUGGAGGUCGGCCCCUUUUAUUCAGCUUUGCCAGCUUACACUGUUCUUAGAAAGCUUUUCACAAGUUUUGGGGAUUUUUCUGUGGGAAUUUGUGCCCAGGCUUGUGCACUGAAGCACAGUCAUGUUGAAACAGAAGGGCAUGCCCCCAAAAUGUUUGUUUAAAAUGUAACAAUGUGUUGAGACAUCAUUUUGGAUGAAAUCCUAACCCUGACUGAACCAGUUGAAUUCAACAUUUACCAGGUGUGGCGAAACACUAUAAUGUCCAGAUCUUUAACAGGCAUUGAUUGUUCACAGCCUCUCAGAACCUACUUUAAAAAGUCUGAACUGUUCCUUCAAGAUAACAAGCUGCCAUGAAAAAUAAUUAUUAAAAAAGUCAUUCACACAGUUAAAUGUGUGCUUUGAUAUAAAAGUGGUUUAUGCAUAAAAUAUACAGUACCAUUCCAUAUUUUUGACCUUUUUAAUCUAAUUAUGCAGUAGAGUAGUAUUUUUAUUGACAAUCAUGUGUACUUGGAUUUUGUUUUCAUGUACAUAUGAGCAUUGAUGUAAUAGUAUGUAAUGCCAACGAUGGCCAAAUCAUUUUCACCAAACUGGACAAGUGCCUCUGAUAUGCAAUUUCCUCACAACCUUUAGGAGACUAGACUACAAGACACCUAAUGAUCAAUAAAUUUCAUCAUUAGUCACCAGCCAUUAUAAACAUUAGUUUUGUACUCAAAGGCAUACGAAAUAAUAAGCCCACCCCCCAAUGUGAAUCACUUCCUAACAUCAAGCAGUGAGCGUUACUAAUUACAAAACUAAGCAUCUGGAUCUUGUUUGUGUAGAAAAGUUAGCGAGAAGGGACCAACUUUUUAAACCAAACAACUGCAAACACACUGCCAACACCUUCUGAAUGCAGUCGAUCACAGAUGAUUUUAGCCUGCCAGUAGAGAUGAGCACAAACGGGGGGACAGUAUGCUGGUCAUUGUUCAACAACAACAACAAUAACAAUAAUAAUAAUAAUAAUAAUAAUAACAAACAAUAACUAAAUAGAUGCAGCAGCUGUUAUUGUGGACAGAACAAAAAAAACAAGGCAAGAAAUAUGUGCCGUUUAGCGAGAUAUUAGUGUGUGUGUUUUGAACACCGUGCAAAUUGUGGUUAUUUAUCUCAGUGAGGUGUUCAGUGGUCUUUUUGAUUAAUUUGAUGUUUAGAGAUUUAUUUUAAUAUUAUUAUUAUUUCUUUUUUGGUGGUGUCUUUUUUGACAGAUACAAUUCAGACUUGUACAAUAAAUAGUGAUAAAUAAAAAACACAAAUAAUCAGGUU
Molecule: messenger RNA, 5772 nt
Organism: Austrofundulus limnaeus
Lineage: Eukaryota; Metazoa; Chordata; Actinopteri; Cyprinodontiformes; Rivulidae
Gene: kcnc1b
Product: potassium voltage-gated channel, Shaw-related subfamily, member 1b
Exons: 4
Coding region: 976-2733 (585 amino acids)
Biological process (GO): protein homooligomerization; potassium ion transmembrane transport; action potential
Cellular component (GO): neuronal cell body membrane; postsynaptic membrane; dendrite membrane
Molecular function (GO): delayed rectifier potassium channel activity; protein binding
Source: RefSeq, a predicted model, not a curated record